This is a messenger RNA of Chionomys nivalis (European snow vole), 5356 nucleotides long. RefSeq names its product transforming growth factor alpha (gene Tgfa). The transcript has 6 exons. Bases 351 to 830 code for a protein of 159 amino acids. The record is from RefSeq and is a predicted model, not a curated record. Gene Ontology annotation, biological process: positive regulation of mitotic nuclear division; positive regulation of cell population proliferation; epidermal growth factor receptor signaling pathway. Lineage: Eukaryota; Metazoa; Chordata; Mammalia; Rodentia; Cricetidae.
UUCCUGCCUGGCCCUUGGCCCAGGGUGGUGACUGGCUGUCGCGAUCGGGGCGCGGGUCCCCGCCCCCGGCUCCCAGUCCCCACCCCUGCGCCCUCGGGGGCGCCCCAUCGCGGGAGGGUGGUCCGCCGGCCCCGUUCGCCUAGGGGCGGAGAGGUGGCGGGAACCUCCUUCCCGUUUCCGCCGUGGGCAGCGUGCCGGCCAGUGCCACCGGGAGGCGCGGUCGUCCCUCCGCCCGCGCGCCGGGGGCCGGCCCUGCCGCCUGCGCCUUUUUCCCCGCUCUCACCGCGGCGGCGCGCGGUCACUAGCCAACCGCAGGGAGCGCGGUGGCUGCAGCGCCCUGCGCUCGGAAGAUGGUCCCCGCGGCCGGACAGCUCGCUCUGCUAGCGCUGGGUUUCGUGUUAGCUGUGUGCCAGGCUCUGGAGAACAGCACGUCCCCCUUGAGCGACUCCCCCGUGGCGGCUGCAGUGGUGUCUCACUUCAACGACUGCCCAGAUUCCCACACUCAGUUCUGCUUCCAUGGAACCUGCAGGUUUCUGGUGCAGGAGGAGAAGCCAGCGUGUGUCUGCCACUCUGGGUACGUGGGUGUUCGCUGCGAGCAUGCAGAUCUCCUGGCCGUGGUGGCUGCCAGUCAGAAGAAACAGGCCAUCACUGCCUUGGUGGUGGUCUCUAUCGUGGCCCUGGCUGUCCUGAUUGUCACCUGUGUGCUGAUCCACUGCUGCCACGUCCGCAAGCACUGUGAGUGGUGCCGCGCCCUCGUCUGCAGACACGAGAAGCCCAGCGCCCUUCUGAAGGGAAGGACCGCUUGCUGCCACUCUGAGACAGUGGUCUGAAGAUCCCAGAGGAGGAAUUCGGCCAUGUGACCUAUGGAAGCCCAACACCAGAAAAGCUUCUUGGGACAAUGCCACUGGCAGUACCCACGUUCCUGGGACACGCUGGCAGACUUUCCCUGUGCCGCGCACAACUGUCCUCUGCAGGCCUUCAAAACUGUGUGGUAACUUUGCCUGCCGGGCUUCCUCAGCACACCCUAGAGAAGAAGCCAGUAGACCAUGUUUCAAGACAAACUGAAUGCGAAUCUCAAAGGGCUGCCUGGCCUUCUUGCUAACCCACACCAGGCAUGCGCUUGGGUUGGUGUCUCCUGCCAGUCAUGGAUUCCAGGCUGUUUCUUCUCAAUGGGCCAUCUGGUCCCAGCAGAGACUCCAUGGUUGAUGUACAAAAUGGACAAGGGAGAUGCCUAUUGCUAUAUGAAGACAGCGUGGCCUCCUAGGACCCUUGACAUCUCCUCAAGCCGUUGUCAGGAUGUGUGUCUUAUUUAUUAGAUGGAUAAUGGUUUUAUCUUUGAUCUCUUAAGUCAAUGUCAGGCAUCCACAUUAACGAUACAAGAGCAGCUGGCUGUGACGUUACACCAAACAGAAAUGUCCAGCCACUUUGAUAGAACCCGACUGCAGGGAGGGGUGCCUCCCAGGGGCUGUAGGGACAGUGGCCAAAGGUGACUCUGAUGGGAACAGAACUGCUAUUUGGAGGCCAUGCCCUCUAAGAUACAAAGCGGAAAAGUCCCUCCAGAUAAACAUGGUCGCAAAGUCAGCAAGGCCAGUGGCAGAGCGCCCCCCACGGGGACAAGAGCACAAAAGAGCCUGCGGGGGACACCUAGGGAGGACACACAUGCCAGCACUUGGCUAAGUGGAUUAACUUCCUUGUAAGCUCCGGCAUAAGCUCCGGCAUUAGCAGCGAGUAAUGGGACAAAUCCAUGAAGGGGAGCAGCCCUUUAUUUUCCAUGCUUUUGCCUUGGUUUUUGCUUUAUUUUCAGAAGGAGAAACUUAACUUUCCUAUUUAUUUUCAAGCAUUGGAUAAAUAUCCCACUGUUGGAUUUUGUUUGGUUUGUUUUCUUCCCUUUCAGAAUGUUGGCAUUAUUAACAAAAUUGCUACCAAACCUCUCCACUCCCCUCUGGAGAAGGAGACCUGAGCACCCUAGAGUGCUCUGACCCAUUGGGCCCACCCUCACCCCUGGGCUGCUCGGUACUGUCUGGAGACAGAAUGACAGUUAAUAUAUAAUGCUGCUCAUGGAGGACAUUGUCUAACUCAGAAGUGUAAAGCCUGCCCCCAUCAGCCCCCCAGAGCCUCUGACUCUGCCUAGGGAGAGGGCAUUCGGCACACCAAGUCGGUUUGGUUUCUAUCAGAAAGUUUGCUUCAAUCUUCUUCCAUCCCACCUUUUUCUGUAGAUUUUUCUCUUCUCCUAGGAUCUAGGCAUUGAUCUGCCCCAGGUCUUAACCCUGGCCUGCUCUGCUCACAACAACUGGAGCCCCAAAAGAAGAAACUGGGUCUGUCCAGAGCUGUCCUCUAGCUACAGAGCCGAUGCGGCUCCAGGCAGAAUCCAUCACUUUUGUUAUUAUUAUUAUUAUUAUGGUUUGGUGUUUUGUUGUUUCUUUUUGUGAGACAAGUUCUUGCUGUAUAGCCCAGGUUGGCCUUGAACUCAAGGUCCUUCUGCUCCAGCCUCCUGAGUUCUAAGCAUAUAGGUGUGUACCACCAUGCCCAGCAGAGUUUUUCAGUUUUUAAAGAAAAUAGGUUAAGUUUGCUUUCCUUGGGUCAUUCAUGUGGGUCAAGGUCGGGUGUAGUCUGCUGCUCAGAGACCAAUCAACUGCACUGGACCUUAGGCCUCUAUUGGCCCCAGCAUUUUCAGUAGGACCCUGCCUGAAGUCCUGACUCGUGGGGACCUACACAAAUGAGGCACAGGGCUUAUUCUCAUUUAGUGCACACCGUUACCUUCAGAUGACAGAUCUUCCCUGGUCUGCUGGAGGCUCUUGGACAUCUGACUUCUUUAAAGAUUUUGAACUGACAUCAAAGUAUUGAUGGGAACUUCUUCACUAAUGUCCCAUCCUAAAGAUGUCACCAGGAAUUGUCAUCCAAGACUCAGCAGAGGUGGGGAAAAUUAGGAUGGACAUACGAUGGUUAAGGCGGAGGAUCCCAGGGAAGACCUCAGCUUGGGGUCUGAGCAUCCCAGUUCUCAGGUCCAGCCAAUCACAGCAGCCAGUAGCCCUCCUGGUGCCAAUACACAAAUACAGCAGCUCAGAUGCCCCUAGAAGUGCCUUCCCAGCCAGGUCUUUUGUAAAACAACGGGUCUGAAGAGUCAUAAGCUGAGGCUAGGCUGUGAUGAGUCUGGCUGGACAUCAUCCCUGCCCCAACAGAUGACAGCCCUGUUUUUUGGUGACUGAUUUUUAGAAGACAGAUGCUAUUUUCCUUCCUGGGCCAUCUCACAGCAAAGAUAGCCCUGAUUAACUGUACCAGCGUCCUCCUGCCAGUUCACACCAUACUCUUCACAGCACCCUCCUGCCAGUUCACACCGUGAUUCCCACAGCGCCCUCCUGUCAGUUCACACAGUGUUCCCCAUAGCAUCCUCGUGUCAGUUCACAUUGUGUUCCCCACAGCACCCUCCUGCCAGUUCACACCAUGCUCUUCACAGCACCCUCCUGCCAGUUCACACCGUGCUCCCCACAGCGCCCUCCUGUCAGUUCACACUAUGCUCCCCAUAGCAUCCUGCUGCCAGUUCACACCAUGCUCCCCACAGCACCCUCCUGUCAGUUCACACUAUGCUCCCCAUAACAUCCUCCUGUCAGUUCACUCCGUGCUCCCCACAGUGCCCUCCUGUCAGUUCACACAGUGUCCCCCAUAGCAUCCUGCUGCCAGUUCACAUUGUGUUCCCCACAGCACCCUCCUGCCAGUUCACACCGUGCUCCCCACAGCGCCCUCCUGUCAGUUCACACUAUGCUCCCCAUAGCAUCCUGCUGCCAGUUCACACCAUGCUCCCCACAGCACCCUCCUGUCAGUUCACACUAUGCUCCCCAUAACAUCCUCCUGUCAGUUCACUCCGUGCUCCCCACAGUGCCCUCCUGUCAGUUCACACAGUGUCCCCCAUAGCAUCCUCCUGUCAGUUCACAUUGUGUUCCCCACAGCACCCUCCUGUCAGUUCACACCAUGCUCCCCACAGCACCCUCCUGUCAGUUCACAUUGUGUUCCCCACAGCACCCUCCUGUCAGUUCACACCAUGCUCCCCACAGCACCUUUCUGUCAGUUCACACUGUAUUUCCUGGCUCUCUCUUGAUGUUCAACACAGCUAUAAACAAGGAGUAAUCCUCAGCAGCCACACAGGACAGCACAGUUGAUCAGUGACUCAGGGGACAAUGAACAGCCCCCACAGAAUGGAUUGAAAUUAAUUCCAGGGACAUCAAGAUGGCACCAUGAGUAAAAGCAUUUGCCAACAACCCUGAGGACCCGAAUUCAAUCCCUGGGACCCACAUGGUGGAAGGAGAGAACACACACACACUCACUAAUUUUUAAAAAUAAAAGUGAAUUUUAGAAAGGCCGCCACACCUCUGGUUGUAACCUUGAACACACCACAGCAUUUUCUCCAUGGAAAAAAUAUAGUGGCAACUCCAGCCUGAAAGACAGAUUCCAGAUGGACAAAUACAGAACCAAGCCAGGAGUCAAUUUGUCAUGUGUCCUAGAAAAAGUUGGGACCAAUAGUCCCAAGGUGCGUUUUCUCCCACUCCCCCCAAAAAGGGGGCAGGAGGCAAGACUGGUCCUAAACACGCACACUGGUGAGGGACGAGGCUGUGGCUCUGAGGCUUGGGUCGUGGGUUGUUCCCAAGUACAGAAAGUCACCUGGGGUUCCCAGGCCAGCUUUCCUAGUGCCUGUUAGUUACUGGGUGAACCAGCAGCAUUCUAACCCUGCCUACAGGUCCAGUCCUGUGGUGAGUUCUAAGCUUGUCCCUCCCAGGACCAAGGGGAGGCCAUACUAAACAACACAUGGUUUUUGACACAGGGUUUCACUCUGUAGCCCAGGCCAGCCUCAAACCCAUGAUCCCCCUGCCUCAGCCUCCUGGGUUACAGGUGUGUGCCACCAUGCCUGACUUACAUUUGUUUUUAAUGUUCUGGUGUAAGAUUUAUUCCCUGAAGCCAUUUAUCUGUCUCAAAGACAUAGUGUUGCACACACUCGUGCACACAAUUACACACCCAGAGAACCGAACAGCAACUCCUCUCCGUAGUAUAGUAACUUUAUUAUAAGGAACCUGAUGCUGUCUUAGAACUCAUCAUUCUGACUUCUGUAUAUGAUGCACUGAAGGUUAAUAUGUAAUGUUUUAAUUUAUUUUAUGUGGUAAGUUAAUUUUGGUUUCUGUAAUGUAUUAAUGUGAUUAGAAGCUUUUUUUCUUAAUAUCUGAAUUAUACUUAAAGAGCAGUGAGGAAUAUAAGAUACUCUUGUGGUUUUCAGAAGUGUGUAUUGUUACUCAGUUGUAUUGUACCUUGUUUGGAAGGAUGAAGGAAUGAACUUUUUUUCCUAAACAUCAAGACUGGCGUUUUCCUUUAA